AUGGAAGGGACGGAGGCCCGACAGAGGAGGCUGGAAGGCUGUGGCAGGCUGAAGGAGCUGGGGCCACGGCCCAGCCUCGAUGCAGGAAGUCUCCCAGAGGCUUCUGAAGAUGGACAGCCAGAAGUCUCCGAGAGCCAAUGCGUGGAUGCCAAAUCACUAGAGGUCCAGCCCGGCAGGGAGACUGCUCUGAUCAUUGGCUUUCAGGUGCUAAUACCCUACCUGCUUGCAGGCCUGGGACUGUCCUGGGCUGGCUUGCUUCUGAACUAUUUCCAGCACUGGCCAGUGUUCAGAGACGUUAAAGACCUGCUGACGUUGGUGCCGCCCCUCGUUGGUCUGAAGGGAAACCUGGAAAUGACGCUGGCCUCUCGACUCUCCACGUCUGCCAACACUGGGCAAAUCGAUGACCGCCAGGAGAGGUACAAAAUCAUUAGCAGCAACCUCGCUGUGGUUCAGGUGCAGGCCACUGUUGUGGGGCUCCUGGCUGCAGUGGCCUCCCUGAUGCUGGGCACAGUAUCCCACGAGGAGUUCAAUUGGGCCAAGGUGGCCUUGCUGUGCACGAGCAGUGUCAUCACCGCCUUCCUUGCUGCUUUGGCCCUAGGAAUUCUAAUGAUCUGCAUAGUGAUUGGUGCUCGGAAGUUUGGAGUCAACCCUGAUAACAUCGCUACGCCCAUUGCAGCCAGCCUGGGAGACAUCAUCACCCUGUCCAUCCUGGCCCUGAUGAGCAGCUUCUUCUACAGCCACAAAGACACAUGGUAUCUGACACCUCUGGUCUGCGUCAGCUUCUUGGCUCUCACCCCUCUGUGGAUCUUCAUUGCCAAGCAGAACCCGCCCAUCAUGAAGAUCCUGAAGUAUGGGUGGUUUCCCAUCAUCCUAGCUAUGAUCAUCAGCAGUUUCGGAGGCCUCAUCCUGAGCAAAACCAUUUCAAAACAUAAAUUUAAAGGCAUGGCUGUCCUGACUCCAGUCAUCUGUGGUGUUGGUGGCAACCUGGUGGCCAUUCAGACCAGCCGCAUUUCCACCUUUCUGCAUAUGUGGAGCACACCUGGGGUCCUUCCUGUCCAGAUGAAAAGAUUCUGGCCUAACCCUUGCUUCAUUUUCUGCUCUUCAGAAAUCAAUUCUGUGUCAGCACGAGUCCUGCUCUUUCUGGUGGUCCCAGGACACCUGAUUUUCUUCUACCUCAUCUGCCUGGUGGAAGGCCAGUCAGUGACAAGCAGCAAGACCUUCAUGUUGCUGUACCUGGUGGCAGGCAUGAUCCAGGUGGUAAUCCUGCUGUACCUGGCAGAAGUGAUGGUUCGACUGACCUGGCACCAAGCCCUGGAUCCUGACAACCACUGUAUCCCCUACCUCACAGGCCUGGGGGACCUGCUGGGCACUAGCCUGCUAGCACUGUGCUUCCUCUUGGACUCAUUACUGAGGGGCAGAGCUAACCUUGCGGAGCUGGUCUCAGAGCUGGUUUCUGUGCCUCCCUGACUGAGCCUACCACCUGCAGGUCUCCGUGAAACUUUCCCUCAUGUCCAGUGUCUGGCAGGUCGUUCCCCCUGCUGGGGCCUCAAGCUGCUAAACAUCUGUGUGGGCAGUGGCCUCCUCAGUCUGCCAGGGAGACAAGCACACACCUUGAUUCUGAAAUUGGUAGCUGAGCUGAGGUAGAGCCCUGACAUCAGGAGCUCUGCUUGCAAGUGUGUGAGUAUGUAUGCUGUGUGUGUGUGUGUGUGUGUGUGUGUGUGUAGGGCAGGCUGUUCUAACCUGAAGAUGCUGAGGAAGGAGCCUGUUGGUGCAACCUGGACUGGUGAUCCACUGGGUGGAUCCGAAUGGAACUCCUCUGCAUCCCCGGGUCUCAGGACUACCCAUGCCCUGAUUUUGCUGCCAUCACUGGGCUCAGUUCUCUGGGCUCAUGCUCAGUGCUCUGGGCCCAGUGACCAUGCACCUUCACCCCAGGCAGGCCCUGCAUCCCCCUCAUCUGUACUCCAGCAUUUAAUCUUGUGGCUGCUUUCUUUUUAUUUCCUACUUUCUCUGUUUUAUAGCAGAACCUUCUGUUUAGGUUCUGGCGAUCAAGAGAUAUAUAAUAAAACAUAGCUGAUAUGCA
This is a messenger RNA of Grammomys surdaster, 2080 nucleotides long. RefSeq names its product solute carrier family 41 member 3 (gene Slc41a3). The coding region runs from base 1 to 1467 and encodes 488 amino acids. Gene Ontology annotation, molecular function: monoatomic cation transmembrane transporter activity. Gene Ontology annotation, biological process: monoatomic cation transport. The transcript is spliced from 10 exons. Gene Ontology annotation, cellular component: plasma membrane. Lineage: Eukaryota; Metazoa; Chordata; Mammalia; Rodentia; Muridae. The record is from RefSeq and is a predicted model, not a curated record.